Molecule: messenger RNA, 2045 nt
Organism: Erigeron canadensis
Lineage: Eukaryota; Viridiplantae; Streptophyta; Magnoliopsida; Asterales; Asteraceae
Product: probable zinc metalloprotease EGY2, chloroplastic
Exons: 14
Coding region: 134-1831 (565 amino acids)
Biological process (GO): proteolysis
Source: RefSeq, a predicted model, not a curated record
GCUGAAAUAUAUCAAAGGAAGGAUUGCCUUUCUUUCCCUCUCCACCUUUAACAGUCAGUCCUUACACCAAAUUCCUCUUGAACUUUAAUUCGUUAAAAUCAACUUCAAUGUCACAAGCCUUAUUAACAUAAUAAUGAAGAUGAUCAGCUUCACAUCCACAAUGACCUCGUCACCGUGUUUUCGGGCCAACUUUGUUCCAGGUUCUUGUCAUGACUUCCAGUUUCAGCCCUCCAUGUCUUGUUACAUCAACCAUGCCCGCACGCCCCCUAGUUCUUAUCGACCUAAAUGUGCUUCUUCUAGGUUAGUAAUUAGUGGCAACCGAGUAGUGAAAUGCAGAGCGAGUGAAUCGGAGACUGGACCAGACGACGAUAAUGAUAAAGAAACAGACGUGCAUGAAGCGGUUGAAAUUGCAGAAUCAACGAAUUCAACUACUGAUAUCAUGGGGGAUGAUAAAGCAAAAGAUAAGAGCCAACUUAGUCAGUUGGAAUCACUCAACAAAUUCCUGGAUAGUUCCAAGGCUCAAGGACCAAUCGAGGAUCAAGGAAAAUCUAGUCAGCUCGAGAUGCUUAACAAGUUACUAAAUAAAGAAGUUGUCGAAGAGAAACCAAAAGAAGUCAUGGAGGUGGUUGAAAAUGUGGAGAUUACAAGUGGAUCACCCCUGCCAGGUGUAAAGCCACAACAACUUGCUGAUGUAAUCAUGAUCCCAAAGGAAACAAUUGACAUACUGAAAGACCAAGUGUUUGGAUUCGACACUUUCUUUAUCACUAGCCAGGAGCCAUACGAGGGUGGAGUAUUGUUCAAAGGAAACUUGCGUGGACAGGCUGCCGUGAGUUACAAAAAGAUAGACAAAAGGCUACAGGACACUUUUGGGGAUCAAUAUAAGGUUUUUCUUCUGAUUAACCCCGAGGAUGAUAAACCCGUGGCAGUUGUGGUUCCAAGAAAGACCUUACAACCUGAAACCACUGCUGUCCCUGAAUGGUUUGCUGCUGGAGCUUUUGGAUUAGUUACGAUAUUCACAUUACUACUGCGUAAUGUGCCGGCAUUGCAAUCCAACUUGUUAUCGGUUUUUGACAACCCCGAGUUAUUGAAGGAUGGGCUUUCUGGUGCUCUUGUAACUGCACUUGCUUUGGGUGUACAUGAAAUCAGCCAUAUUUUAGUUGCCAAAAGUGCAGGAGUUAAGCUUGGGGUUCCAUACUUUGUACCCAGUUGGCAGAUAGGCUCGUUUGGUGCAAUAACAAGGAUUCUAAACAUUGUACCAAACCGUGAGGAUCUUCUCAAGAUUGCAGCAGCAGGACCUUUAGCAGGAUUUUCAUUAGGUCUCGUUCUUCUUCUCUUGGGCUUUUAUUUGCCGCCAGCCGAUGGUAUUGGGGUCAUCGUUGAUGCUUCUGUAUUUCACGAAUCAUUUCUUGCUGGUGGGAUAGCAAAACUACUUCUUGGUGAUGUUCUUAAAGAAGGAGCAACAAUAUCUGUGAACCCGUUGGUGAUAUGGGCAUGGGCAGGACUUCUCAUCAACGCAAUCAACAGCAUUCCUGCUGGAGAGCUAGAUGGUGGACGGAUAUCUUUUGCAAUAUGGGGACGAAAGGCUGCAUAUCGUUUAUCAGCUGCUUCUAUCGUGUUAUUGGGGCUAUCCUCGUUACUGGAUGAUGUGGCAUUUUAUUGGGUAGUUUUAAUAUUCUUCUUACAACGGGGCCCAAUUGCUCCACUAGCCGAAGAAAUAAGUGAGCCCGACAACAAGUACGUUGCACUGGGGAUCCUAGUUUUGGUGAUGAGUUUACUAGUUUGUUUGCCCUACCCCUUCCCUUUCACAAGUGAAGCCAUUACAAGUCUUUAGUGCUACAAAUAAUAUACAUGAUCUCUUUAGUGUAGUGAAAUAAUGAAAAUAUAUGUCACCAUUUACACUUUAAAUUGUUGUUCAUGGAGGUGAGUGAAUUUUUCCACAUUUUGCGACACAUGGACCUCACCAUCGCCCUCAAAUAUAUAGAUUGUGUAACCUGUUAAAUAUGGUAUCGUGUUUGAAUUAAUUGACACAAUUAGUUUCCAUGUCA